CCUUCUCCCUCUCCCGCUUCAACGCCUCCGUCCGACUCACACCCCCAGAAACGUAGUCCGCACCCCCAAUGCCACCGCCUCCAUCCCCAAGUGUCUCGUCGACUUCGACGCAAUGCACCUCCAAAGUGCCCACCAAGCCGCGAAUCCUCUCUAUCGCCUCUGCAUGCUCUUCAGCAAUUGCUGGAUCCACAACAAACAGCUUCACCAUCCCAAUCCUCCCGCUCUGCCCCAUUCCCAUCCCCGCCGCCAAACUCGUUCCGAUCCCCGUCCUAGUCACACCACCCGCCCUCUCCCUUCUCGCCAAAACCCUCGCCAACAACUCGAUCGUGCCCAUCGUCCUUCUCCCCCCACUCCUACCACUAUUCAUACUGUCGUCUCCAUCGCUAUCUCCAUCGCCAUUCCUCCCGACCCUUUCGAACGGUCCAACGACACUCAAGACUUCCAACGACCUCGGAUACCCCUCCCCCAACCUCUCCCAAACAUCAUACCGCAGCGCGCGCUCACAGACCGUCAAUUCACGAAGACUGGGCGCUUGCAGCAGACCGUUCGUGCUACACGACUGGAGGACGUAGGGCUCGGUUUGAUUUUGGUCGGUGAGCGAGAGCAGAGGAUGCGGGAGGAUGAGUGCGAGGGAGGUGAGAUGUGUGAAGUCGAGGGGGGUAACCAUGU
Stereum hirsutum FP-91666 SS1 is the source of this 669-nucleotide messenger RNA. RefSeq lists its product as uncharacterized. The transcript has a single exon. The annotation marks the transcript as partial. NCBI's taxonomy places the organism in Eukaryota, Fungi, Basidiomycota, Agaricomycetes, Russulales, Stereaceae. The record is from RefSeq and is a predicted model, not a curated record.